AUGACGGUGGCACAUGGCGUCUCUUUCACUGCUCCCAAACUCAGAUGUUUUGAGGCCCACUCAACCACAAACCCAAACAAACAAAGUUACAAACUUCAUCUCCAACUCGCAAUUGAUAAAGAAGAAUACCAAGAAGCUGCAAGGUUGAAAAAGGCCGUUGAUGAGAAGCUAUCUUUGAUGAUGCCGUUGCUCAAAUUUGUCGGACUUGAAGAUUCAGAUGACCCCUUCAGUAGAAUUAUUCAUAUAAGUCCUGGCAUUGAUAGAUUUGUUGCCAAGAGUUACACCCCAAGACAGUUGCUCAAAGUAUUACCUGGUACUCCAGUAUUUGAAAUUUAUGUGGUAAAAAAUGCUGAUUAUACAUAUCAAAUGCAGGUAGUACAUUUGCUACGAGCCAAAAGAAAUUCAAUGAGCAGCCCUCCAUCUAAGGUGGAGAAUGAAUCUUCAGUUGAGAUUCAGGAGCAUGAAGAGAAGGUUGAAAAAAAUGACGAGGUGAAAAGUUCUAUUGAGGAAGCAACUAAACAAGGCAUUAAAAGUGUAUUAUAUUUUCUUAAGGACAAAAUUCCAGGAUUGCAAAUUACAACAAUGAACAUAAAUGCUGAAGUGGAAGAGGAAGUUGAUAAUCUGGAUGUACAUAAUGAGGGGAUUCUAGAAGCAGAUAAUGAUGCAUCGGCAGAAGAAAAGGAUUUGGGUAGGAAUCAUUUUGUUGGUGGAGUCGUCUCCAGUGAGAAUGACACUCCUGUUCAGGAUAGAUUUAUUCGCCUUCCAGCUGAAAUACAAGAUACCGAAAGAAAUCAUUUUGUUUUGCAUUUUCCCGGGAGAAAUGUAGAUGGUGAUACUAGAAAAAAAUGA
Molecule: messenger RNA, 849 nt
Organism: Medicago truncatula (barrel medic)
Lineage: Eukaryota; Viridiplantae; Streptophyta; Magnoliopsida; Fabales; Fabaceae
Product: protein EXECUTER 2, chloroplastic
Exons: 6
Coding region: 1-849 (282 amino acids)
Biological process (GO): singlet oxygen-mediated programmed cell death; response to singlet oxygen
Cellular component (GO): thylakoid membrane
Source: RefSeq, a predicted model, not a curated record